AUGCGGAUCAACUUCAACGCCGUGUCUCUCCUGGCCAUCGCCAUGCCCUUGGUAGCCGCCGCACCUUCUGAGGGAAACGUUGACGCCAGUCUUGCCAAGAGGCAGAGGCAGUACCAGUGCGAGACUUCCAACGAUCUUGGUGCCUGCAACAGCGCCAUCACCAAACUUCGAGGCCAUGAGGCCAGAGGCUGUGACGUCUGGUACCCGGUGGCUGAUCUCGCCUGCCUUGGGGCUGUUGCCAACUUCCAGGGCCCUUGCAAGGACUGCGAGCCUUUUUAG
Molecule: messenger RNA, 279 nt
Organism: Colletotrichum chrysophilum
Lineage: Eukaryota; Fungi; Ascomycota; Sordariomycetes; Glomerellales; Glomerellaceae
Exons: 2
Coding region: 1-279 (92 amino acids)
Source: RefSeq, a predicted model, not a curated record